AUGCCAAAAGAGUCAGUUACUUCACUAAAGCAACAAAAUCAAGAUUUAAAGGAUAAGGUCGACGCCCUUUCGAAGGAAAUAACGCAGCUGAAAGAGAAGGUUCGGGUCGACUCGGCGAUUACCUUUGGUGCUGAAGCAGCUGCUACGUCUGGUAAUAGCAUUAAUAAUGCUUCGAAUGAUGAAACCGUGUCUCGUAGUCUACAAUAUCUGAGCGACGAAUACGACGACCUCUCAGCGUCUAAUUCUGGUGUCGUUGAUCAACUCAAGGCAUUAAGCCGUCGUCUUAAUAAGCUUAGCGCUGAAGUCACACGUAUGGGGGCAGAAGUGUUUCUGUCGGACAUUGACAUUGCUCAUCGCGUCCCCUCGAGACAGCAAAAUGGCGCUCCGAAACCGGUCAUCUGUAAAUUUGUAAGACGCCUUGCAAAAGCAAUUGUUAUGGAAACUCGACAAAGUGCCUCUCAAGUCAACCCAUCAAAUAUUGGUCUGUCUGCUGAUAGUGUUCUUGACAGAGUCAGAAUCUUCGAUCACCUCACCCCCAAAAAACAACACCUGUUGUUUGAAGCGAAGAGAUUUAAAGAACAGAACCAAUACCGCUUCUGCUGGGCCAAGAAUUCCACGAUUUAUUUACGCAAGAGUGAGGGUUCCCGACCGAUAAAGAUAACGGACUUUGGUAGUCUACAGCGACUUGUCUCGGACACCUGA
Molecule: messenger RNA, 702 nt
Organism: Pocillopora verrucosa
Lineage: Eukaryota; Metazoa; Cnidaria; Anthozoa; Scleractinia; Pocilloporidae
Source: RefSeq, a predicted model, not a curated record